AUGGCGAAUCUCCUCGUAAAUAGCCUUACGAAAGAGUUGGAAGCAGCAAUUUUUCUCAUGGAGGGAAAGAACAACAACCGCUUUGAAACCCAUCCCACCCCUCAAACAUUGCGAUGGUACCUACGAGCAAAUUCCCAAAAAUUCUAUGUUUUGGAGCUGAUGGCUGCAUUGAUUCUUCUUGCCUUGGGACUCACUGAAAAACCACCAGCACUAAAAGCUAAUAAUUUGAGUGUUCCAGUCGAGGUUCAUGCAGCCGUGGAGGUUCUCUCUCUGGUGAUUGUCUUUGCUGGACUUGCUGUAAAACUGAAAUGGCAGGGAGCAAAGUUUUUCUUCUCCUAUAAGAGAACGCGUUUCACGGUUUUUAUCUGGUGCGUGGUAUUGAUAGAAGCCAUUGUGGUGCUGGUGAGAAGGGAGAAUCAUUUUCGAGUAACAAGAUCUCUGCGCCCACUCUUUCUUAUUGAAACGCAUUACUGUUCUGGGGUGAGAAGGGUUCUCAGACAGAUUUUACGUUCACUUCCCCCAAUCCUGUACGUGCUCUUUCUGCUGUUUUUUAUCAUGGUAAUCUUUGCUAUGUUAGGGUUCUAUCUGUUUUCUGACAAUGAAAAGGAUGAGUUUUUCAGCAGCUUUGGGAGAAGCUUCAUCAGCCUAUUUGUGUUACUUACAACAGCAAAUUACCCUGAUGUAAUGAUGCCAGCAUAUAACAGAUCACGAUGGUCUGUUAUCUACUUUGCUGUUUACAUUGCAGUUGUUCUUUACUUUCUCAUGAGUCUGCUUUUGGCUGUGGUUUAUGAUGCCUUUACAAACAUUGUAAAGAAUAAGUUUAGUAAACUCUUUCUUCAUAAAAGGGAAGGUAUAAGAAAAGCUUACGAACUUCUCAAAGGUGAAAAUCCUCCACAUGGGAUCCCAUGGGAAACUUUUAAAGGCUUGAUGUCAUAUUACGACCCCAAAAGGACUGAUGUGGAGAAAUAUCUUUGUUUUAAGUCACUAAAUAAAAGUAACACUGGACAACUAAGCCUGGAUGAAUUUUACAAUGUUUUUGAAAACAGUGAGAUGAGGUGGAAGCGGGUAACAGAACAUCACGAUCAGUGGUUUAGCUGUUUUAAGUCACGCAACUGUUUGUACCGCACACUCGAAGGUAUUCACAGGCUCAUAUCAGAGAAAGCUUUUGAGAUCGUCAUCUACGUAAUUAUUUUUACAAAUGGGAUUUCAGUUGUUUUGGAUAUCAUUAAGUUUUCCAACACUCCUCAAACUGAAAGGCAAAAGAAGAUAACAGAGCUCCAUUGGUACCAUAUAGUCUUCAUUUGUAUUUAUGCAACAGAAGCCUUGCUCAAACUCCUUGGUCUUGGUUUAAGGAAAUAUUUCCGGUCUGGCUGGAAUAUAUUCGACUUAUCUGUAACUGUGGCUGGUUUUAUUGGUGCAGUUUCAACAUCCUUCAGUUUUAUCGUCUGUGUGAGACCCUUGAGACUUUUGCUACUUUUUAAAGCGGAAAAAAGAUACCGUGACUUGUUUGAGACAAUAGGUUUCUUGUUACCUCGAAUGGCCAGAGUUGCCGUCGUCAUUCUGUUGAUGUACUACUCGUUUGGAGUCAUUGGAAUAGAAUGCUUCUCUGGACUCGAACUAAAGAAUUGUUGUGUAAACACUUCGUGGGAAAGAACAUACAAGGAGGGUGGCUAUCAUUUGAACAACUUCGAUGAUUUGCUACAUUCAUACGUGACUUUGUUCGAGUUGACAGUGGUAAACAACUGGUUUAUAAUAAUGGAAGGGAUAGUAUACCUGACAUCAGACUGGGCCAGUGUAUUCUUUAUGUUAUUUUACAUUGUCACAAUGGUUGUUAUGACAAUAGUUGUGGCGUUUAUCCUGGAAGCCUUUCGCUUCCGGAUUAAAUAUAGACAAGAACAUCCUGCAGACGAAGAAGAGGAUAUGAAAAUCAGGAUGGAAAUCAUUGUGACCUACGAAGAACUCCUGGCCUUGGGCGAAAGCUAUGUCGAAGAUCUGCAGCCCCAUCAGCCCGUUCAUUACGAAGGAAAACGCCCCAAGACGAAAAUGGAUUUGAGAGUAAGAAUGUACGACGAUGAAGUCAAGCAAUGGAUACAAAAUGAAGAGCCCCUCGAAAUAGGAGAACCUUCAGCGCACGCUCAUAUAACAGAAGACACAAUGGCCAUGUCUCCUACCAACUCUCCUUCAUCAUCAGUCCCCGCGAACACGUCAUCUAAUGGUCUUGUGACUGAUGAAGUAACAAUGGGAGAAGUAAACAUAGCGUUAGACGAAUAAGACGCCACCUUUUGAAAAUGGGAGCGGGAGAAACAGAUACCCUCCAACAAGGUUCAACAGAUUACUCUAUUAUGUAU
This is a messenger RNA of Pocillopora verrucosa, 2348 nucleotides long. NCBI's taxonomy places the organism in Eukaryota, Metazoa, Cnidaria, Anthozoa, Scleractinia, Pocilloporidae. The record is from RefSeq and is a predicted model, not a curated record.